Molecule: messenger RNA, 1035 nt
Organism: Saccharomyces mikatae IFO 1815
Lineage: Eukaryota; Fungi; Ascomycota; Saccharomycetes; Saccharomycetales; Saccharomycetaceae
Gene: RIB1
Product: GTP cyclohydrolase II
Exons: 1
Coding region: 1-1035 (344 amino acids)
Biological process (GO): riboflavin biosynthetic process
Molecular function (GO): GTP cyclohydrolase II activity
Source: RefSeq, a predicted model, not a curated record
AUGACAAUGGAAAAGAUCAAAAGCGUUAAUCAGGAUAGUAGCAAAAAUGAGGUUGGUAGUGCGGGAGGUGGUAAGGAUGACGGCGGCUUGCCCUUUGUACAAUGUGUUGCAAGAGCUCGCAUCCCCACCACACAGGGUCCGGAUAUCUUUUUACAUCUAUACAGCAAUAAUCGUGACAACAAGGAACAUUUGGCGAUUGUGUUUGGUGAAGACAUACGGUCGCGCUCGCUAUUCCGUAGAAGACUGUACGAGACGCAGCAAGAUAGAAUGAUCAGGGGUGCCUAUAUCGGCAAGUUAUACCCUGGAAGGACGGUGGCAGAUGAGGACGACAGACUCGGUUUGGCGCUGGAGUUUGAUGAUAUUACAGGUGAGCUAUUAGCUUCGAAGGCUACGACAUGGGACUUCCACAACCGCACGUUGGUGCGGAUACAUUCUGAGUGUUACACCGGUGAGAACGCCUGGAGUGCACGUUGUGAUUGUGGUGAGCAAUUUGACAGGGCCGGCAGACUUAUUGCAUGUGAUCACGAGCCCACAAGCAACAUCCAGGGUGGCAGCGGCCAUGGUGUUAUCGUAUAUCUAAGACAAGAGGGUCGUGGCAUCGGGUUGGGUGAGAAGCUCAAGGCAUACAACCUGCAAGAUUUGGGUGCUGAUACUGUACAGGCGAAUUUAAUGCUGAAACAUCCUGUGGAUGCUAGGGACUUCUCGCUGGGCAAGGCCAUUUUGCUGGACCUGGGCAUUGGCAACGUCAGGCUGCUGACAAAUAAUCCGGAAAAAAUAAAACAGGUAGAUCACGCGCCUCUUCUGAAGUGUGUCGAACGAGUGCCCAUGGUACCUAUCCACUGGACGAACUCCAGCGAAGGUAUAGACUCCAAGGAAAUAGAGGGUUAUCUCAGGACCAAGAUAGAAAGGAUGGGCCAUCUACUCACGGAACCUUUGAAACUACAUACUAAUCCUCAAUCUACCGAGUCAGAUAAAACCCAGAAGGAAAACAACAUGAACUCUGCGCUGUCAUCAACAUCCACGCUGGCAAUAUAA